Messenger RNA from Lobosporangium transversale, 3568 nucleotides. RefSeq lists its product as hypothetical. Gene Ontology annotation, molecular function: translation initiation factor activity; GTP binding; GTPase activity. The transcript has 4 exons. Bases 69 to 3512 code for a protein of 1147 amino acids. The record is from RefSeq and is a predicted model, not a curated record. Lineage: Eukaryota; Fungi; Mortierellomycota; Mortierellomycetes; Mortierellales; Mortierellaceae.
CUUUUUUUAUUUUUUUUUUUAUUUUCUCCAGUUGAAUCGCUUUUCUUUCACUUUCACCAACAUUCACAAUGCCGCCAAAGAAAGGAAACAAGAAAAAAAAACAGGACGACUACUGGGAGAAUGAGUUUGAACAGGACCAGGAAGCUCUUGGUGUCACCAGUGCAGAACCCGCUCCCGAGGUCGAUAUUCCUCAACAUGUCCUUAAUGAGGAUGACGAUGAGGAUGGCGGUUUGAUGAGCAUGGUUGCAAAGGCCUCCAAGAAGCAACAGCCCAAGAAACAGGAACCAGUAAUCCCUGCUGACGAUAACCUUGAUGACUUUGGCGAGCCCGUAGUCAAGUUAAAGACCAAGAAGGAGAAGGAGCGUGAGAAGAAGGAGAAGGAAAAAGAAAAGAAGCGUCUUGCGGCUGAAAAGGCAAAGAAAGAAGCUUCCACCAAGAAACAGGAUGAGGAGACAACAUCUACAGAAGCCGCUCCUGCUUCCAAGCCUACUCCUGCUCCUGCUCCUGCUCCUGCCUCUGCCUCUGCUCCAACCCCUGCCCAAGAUGACGAGGAUGAUGAAGAUGAAGAUGACGCCGCCGGUGGAUCAAAAUCUAAAAAUAAAAAGAAAAAGAAAAAAGCUGCUGCUCCCAAGGAAGAGGUCAAGCCCAAGAAGAAGGGACCUGCAGGAUUGAAUGCUCUCAAGGCAAUGCUUGAGAAGCAGCGCGCCGAGGAAGAGGAAUUGCGUCGCAAAGAGGAGGAAGAGCGACUUAAGGAAGAAGAGAGAUUGCGCAAGAUCGAAGAAGAGGAAGCUGCCAAAGCUGCAGCAAAGGCCAGGAAAAAGGAAAAGGAGAAGGCUAAACUCGAACAGAAGCGAAAGGAAGGAACACUCUUAACAAAGGCGCAAAAGGAAGCCCAGGCUAAAGCUGCAUUGCGUAAGCAGCAGCUCCUAGAAUCUGGAGUCAUCGUUGAGGGUCUGGAGAAGGAUACCACUGAAAAGCCCAAAAAGGUUGUCUAUGGUAAGAAGAAGAAGAACAAUAAUCAACAACAACAACAGCAGCAGCAGCAGCAGCAGCAGUCUCAGACAUCACCACCCUCAUCACCAAAGACCACUGCUCCUGUCAAAGACGUUGCACCCGUCUCGGCCGCAGCCUCGGACAAGGACGAGGAUGAGGAAGCAGACAGCUGGGAAGCCGCAGCAGAGAAGGUUAAGGCACCUAGUCUUGAGGAUAAGGACGAAGGUGUCAAGGAGAGCUGGAGCCAGCCUAGUGAAGAGGAAGAUGACGUCAAGGAAAGCUGGGACCAAAGUAGUGAUGAGGAAAAAAAGAAGGAAGAGAAGAAGGCAAAAACUGUUACCCCCCCUGCGGCAAAGGCCACUCCAUCAAAGGCUACUUCAAUAAAGGCUGCCCCCGCCAAAGCUACCCCUACCAAGGGUGCUCCUGCAAAGGCCGCCUCUACAAAAAUUACACCCGCAAAGGGCGCUCCUACCAACAAGAAGGGUGCACCUGCCAACAAGCAGGUCGAAUCAGAAUCUUCAGAAGACUCUGAGGAUGAUGAAUCGGAAGGGGGCUCGGAUGACUCUUCAGAUUACUCGGACUCGGAUGAAGACUCGGAUUCAGAGCAGGAGACUUCGACCGCAAAGGCAGAGCGUAUUCGUAAGGAACAAGCUGCAGAGCGUAGAAAGGCUCGUAUUGCUGCUGCCAUGGCCGCUCGUUCAAAGGAUGAUUUGCGCUCACCUAUUUGCUGUAUUUUGGGACAUGUCGAUACUGGAAAGACAAAGUUACUGGACAAGAUUCGUCAAACUAACGUUCAGGAAGGUGAAGCUGGAGGAAUUACCCAGCAGAUUGGUGCUACUUAUUUCCCUCUGGAAACCAUCAAGGCCAAGACUGCGGUUUUGAACAAGGAUGGUUCCAAGGUCUACAAGCUUCCCGGUCUCUUGAUCAUUGAUACACCUGGACACGAGUCCUUCACGAACUUGCGUUCGCGUGGUUCCUCACUCUGCAACAUCGCCAUUUUAGUCGUUGAUAUCAUGCACGGUCUUGAGCCUCAGACACUUGAAUCCCUGAAAUUACUCCGUGACAGAAAGACACCCUUCAUUGUCGCCUUGAACAAAGUCGAUCGUCUCUUCGGCUGGAAAGCCAUCCCCGACAACUCCUUUGUGGAUUCGCUCUCACAGCAGUCAGUCUCUGUCCAGCGUGAGUUUGAGACUCGUAAAGACGCCGUCAUCACUGCCUUCCAGGAGAACGGAUUAAACGCCACACUUUAUUAUGAUAACAAGAACAUGGGCAAAUAUGUCUCGUUGGUCCCCACCUCAGCUCACACAGGGGAGGGUAUCCCCGACAUGAUCAUGUUGUUGGUAGAAUUGACACAGAACCGUAUGAGUGAAAGUCUCAUGUAUAUCUCGGAACUGGAAUGUACGGUUCUGGAAGUCAAGGUUAUUGAGGGUCUUGGAACCACGAUUGACGUUGUCUUAUCAAACGGUGUCCUCAGGGAAGGUGAUCGUAUUGUUGUCUGUGGUCUCAAUGGGGCAAUCGCCACAACCGUUCGUGCACUAUUGACACCACAACCCCUCAAAGAAUUACGUGUAAAGUCUGCAUAUGUCCAUCAUAAAGAGAUCAAGGCUGCAAUGGGUAUUAAGAUUGCCGCACCUGAUCUCGAAAAGGCCAUUGCAGGUUCUCGUUUGCUAGUUGUAGGCCCUGAUGAUGAUGAGGAUCAAUUGAAGGACGAGGUUAUGAGUGACCUCAAGACGCUGUUGACAUCUAUUGAUAAAUCGGGCCAAGGAGUCUGUGUACAAGCAUCCACUCUGGGAUCACUAGAAGCCUUGCUCGAGUUCUUGCGUGUUUCCAAGAUUCCAGUCUCGGGCAUCAAUAUUGGACCGGUUCAUAAGAAAGAUAUCAUGCGUGCCAGUACCAUGUUGGAAAAGUCCAAAGAAUUAGCUUGCCUGCUGUGUUUCGACGUCAAGGUCGAUAAGGAAGCAGAACAGAUGGCGGAAGAGAUGGGCAUCAAGAUUUUCAAGGCUGAUAUUAUUUAUCAUUUGUUUGACCAAUUCACAGCUUAUCAUAAGCAACUAACAGAGGAACGCCGUAAGGACCAGGCCCCUUCCGCAGUCUUCCCCUGUAUUCUCAAGAUGGUACCGGGUGCUAUCUUCAAUAAGAAGGAUCCUAUCAUUAUUGGUGUAGAUGUUGUAGAAGGUGUGAUGAAACAAGGUACCCCUCUUUGUGUUAUUAACGUGGAUCCAGAGACAAAGGCAAAGGAGAUUGUGUAUCUGGGCAAGAUUACAUCGAUGGAGCAGAAUCACAAGCAAGUCGAAGUAGUCAAGAAGGGAGGUUCGGGAGGAGGAGUGGCUAUCAAGAUCGAGUGUGCUGUCUACGAAAACGCAAAGACAUUCGGGCGACAUUUCAACGAACAAUCCGAGUUCUACUCGAUGAUCUCACGUGAAUCCAUCAAUAUCUUGAAGGAGUCCUUCCGUAAUGAUCUGAGCAAGGAGGAAUGGGCCUUGGUUGUCAAGCUCAAGGCAAAGCUAGACAUUGUUUAAUAGUUUUAAUUCAAAAGCAACAAAAAACAAUAAAAAACAAUUUUGCAUUUUGCCAC